This is a messenger RNA of Dovyalis caffra, 1323 nucleotides long. Lineage: Eukaryota; Viridiplantae; Streptophyta; Magnoliopsida; Malpighiales; Salicaceae. The record is from the annotation of a GenBank genome assembly.
AUGGACAUAACCCUCCUCAGUCCAAAAGGCACAUUCACAAACUUAUUUACUUCCCACCAGCAAAGCAAUGAUCAAGCAGGAGCAAUAGACAUGCAAAGCAAUAGCAAUAACAACAACAAUCAGCCACAAAAUAGCCAUACAUCAACAAGCCGGUCUUCGGAUUCCGGUGAGGCUUGUGGGGCAGGAAACAAAUGGGCAUCAAAGCUUCUUAGUGAGUGUGCAAGAGCAAUCUCAGAGAAGGACUCUAGCAAGAUCCAUCACCUACUAUGGAUGUUAAAUGAGCUUGCCUCUCCUUAUGGUGAUUGUGAUCAGAAAUUGGCAUCUUAUUUCUUGCAAGCUCUAUUUUGUAAGGCUACCGAAUCCGGCCAACGGUGCUUCAAAACCCUAACAACAGUAGCUGAAAAGAGCCACUCCUUUGAUUCAGCUAGGAAAUUGAUACUAAAAUUCCAAGAGGUAAGCCCAUGGACUACUUUUGGUCAUGUAGCUUCAAACGGUGCAAUCUUGGAGGCGUUAGAUGGGGAAAGCAAACUUCACAUAAUUGAUAUCAGCAAUACCCUUUGCACACAAUGGCCUACUUUGCUUGAAGCUUUAGCCACAAGAAAUGAUGAGACGCCGCAUUUAAAACUCACCGUUGUGGUAACUGCUAGCAUCGUAAGAUCAGUCAUGAAAGAAAUAGGCCAAAGAAUGGAGAAGUUUGCUAGGUUAAUGGGAGUACCCUUUGAGUUUAAUGUAAUUAGUGGGUUCAAUCAUUUAGGAGAGCUCACAAAGGAAGGACUAGGUGUUCAAGAAGAUGAAGCUAUCGCGAUUAAUUGCAUUGGGGCAUUGAGAAGAGUUGAAGUAGAGGAAAGAAAUUCUGUGAUCCAGAUGUUUCAAUCACUUAACCCUCGAGUUGUGACAAUUGUUGAGGAAGAAGCUGAUUUCACCAGCUCAAGAUAUGACUUUGUCAAGUGCUUUGAAGAGUGCCUUAGGUAUUAUACCCUAUAUUUUGAGAUGCUAGAGGAGAGCUUUGUCCCAACUAGUAAUGAGAGAUUGAUGUUGGAGAGGGAAUGUUCAAGGAACAUAGUUAGGGUUUUGGCUUGUGAUGAAGAAAAUGGUGGAGAAGAGUGUGAAAGAAGGGAGAGGGGAAGCCAAUGGUCUGAAAGGCUAAGGGAGGCAUUUUCCCCUGUUGGAUUCAGCGAUGAUGUUGUCGAUGAUGUCAAGGCAUUGCUUAAGAGAUACCAAGCUGGCUGGGCACUUGUUCUACCUCAGGGAGAUCAUGAAUCAGGAAUUUACUUAACAUGGAAAGAAGAACCUGUAGUAUGGGCUUCUGCAUGGAAACCCUAA